Drosophila arizonae is the source of this 2379-nucleotide messenger RNA. RefSeq lists its product as uncharacterized. Lineage: Eukaryota; Metazoa; Arthropoda; Insecta; Diptera; Drosophilidae. The record is from RefSeq and is a predicted model, not a curated record.
UGUAUCUAUGUGCGUGUAGUCCAAACACAAAGGUUGACGCGUUAGGUAGGAAAUUGCGACGUACGUGCAUAGCAGCGGCCAUCUGCAGACAGAGUUAUUAUCUACAUUUGUGAGUUAACAAUUGUCAGAAGAUUCAAGGUCCUUCACUUAUCAGCCGACAGCUUGAUAAAUCUGAAUAUUGAGACAACUAAACGACGCAAGCACAAAAGUGAUUUUAUAAAUGUGAACGCGUUUACACACAUACACAGGCAGUGUGUUUACAUAUAUAUGCAUUGUUUUUAAACGAAUUUGACAAAGAGGCCAACAGCCCAGACCGACCAGACAACGACGACGCAGCAUGGAUGAGGAGCAGAGCAAGAGCAGCAGCGGCAGCAGCAGCAGCAGCAUCAUGGACGAUCAGAGCAACAUCAGCAGCGGCAGCAGCGGCAGCAGCGACAGCAAUAAAAGUAACAGCAACAUAACCAAAGCACCGGAGCAGACGCUACCCAUUAGUACAUCGUCAUCGUGGACGAUCUUACCACCAGAUAGAGUCGAGGUACUUGAGCCAAGCAGCAGCAGCGAGGAGUUKGGGCAGCAAGCAAAGCCAGCGGAAGAGGCAAAGGAGGACGAGCAAAACAAUGCAGAAGGCACGCUCGUCGAGGAUGCAGACACCCAGGCCGAGGACGUCUCCGACGGCAUCUCGAUAAUCAGUGACUGCGAGAGCACUGGACGCAUUUCGCCGCAUCCCUUUCUGCGCGAGCAUCUCAACGAGCUGAGCUUCAAGUUCGAUGCGGGCCAUGAAGUGCCGCUGCUGGGCAAUAUGCCAGAUCUGAAUGCUGCCCAGGAGAUGCGUGAACGACGUCGCCGUGACCCACGCCCAGCCCUGCAGCUGAAUAAUGCAGCGCAGCCAGCAGCACAGCCAGCAGCAGCGUCGACAGCUGUGCAACGUCGCUAUCGUAUGCCGCCGCUGAUACAUAACGGAUUGACCGCCAUCUUCUAUGUGGGCACCACUUUGGCCGUGCUGGCACUUAUUGGCCGACUGCGUAAUCCCGAGUGGAAGUUGUUCAGCGGCAAUGAGGCCGUUCCGGAUCUGGAGCAGCGGCUGCUCGAUCUGGAGCUGCAGAAUAAUCUGAUGCGCGCCGAGAUUGAUAUCAUGUCCAAGCAGCUGCUAUAUCUUAGCUCCAUAGUUGGACAGGGUCACGGACCGGGCCAGGGUCAGGGACAGGGAAAGGGACAGGGAAAGGGUCAUGGACACGGUCAGGCCCAGGCUCAGCCGCGCAAGCCGAAAACAUUCAAGGCCUGGUCCGGCAACGGCGACUCUGUGGAUCCUGUGGACAUUACCAAGGCGGACCUGAAGCGCCCGUACAAGUGCCCCGAUGGCAACUAUGUGGAAAUCGCCGCCAUGUGCAUGGAAGCAAAACCGCAUGCCGAAUCUCUAGCCGAUGAGAUCGGUGAUGCGGUGAACGAUGUGCUGCGGCAAUCUCAAGCUUUUCACGACUUUGAAAAGGUCACCGAGCUGCUAGGCACACUCGCUGGCGAGGACGAAACGCCCACACCCACACCGAAUGUCGGUGCCAGCGAUUCAUCCAAAGCUUUCCAUGUGCAUGGCGACAAAAUGCGAGCACCGCCCCUCGAGACGAACAAGCAACGCUAUCCCAAUACAGAUGCAUCGAAGGAACGCUACAAGACCAAAUACAACAACAACGCAAAGUGGCAGGACUCCAAGGAGCACAAGCAUGAUUCCAAGGAGCACAAGUACAACUCAAAGGAACGCCGCUACCGCAAGCAUCUGGACAACUCCAAGGAGCAGCAGCACGGCAGAAGGCAGCGCCAUGAUGAUGACGAUGACAGCGCCAGCGGCGAGUGGCACGAGCGCAUGAUGCAACAUCGUGAGCACGCACGCCAGCGUCACGAGAAGAAGCGCAACAACAAUUGGUUCAUCGAGCGCGGCGGCGGUCGGGAGCAGAUCCGCUCCAGCGAGACGCGACGUUAAGGCAAGGCGGAGGAGUCAUGGGCAGAUGGGGGCAAGGGCAUAGGGCGAGGGCAGUCUGAAAAGUUGACAAUUUUUGGCUAGUGUGUCAAGUUUUCAGGACUGCCCUCUUAGAGUGGGUAUACGACAGGGUAUGGGGGUCUGUUCUGAUUGUUCGCAUAUUAUGAACCCAAAACUAUAAGUUUAAGUAAUUGGAUUUUUGUCUAGUUGUUGGUACUAUUACGACGUUAUAUAGAAUAUCUCGAUCUACAGACAUUAAAUGUACUAUGUGCUUAUAUAUAUGUGUGUAUAUGUAUAUUGUAUGUAUGUAUGUAUUUGUCUCUUAUCCUAUGACAAACCAUAAAUGCGCUAUUUGAUGUAAGAACCUUAAAUAUAAUGAAUAAUAACGAGACGAAACAGAAGCAGAGAAA